CGACGGUUAAUAAGAGUCGCAUAAAACAACUGUGAAAUCUUCACGUGUCUUCUCUUAUGUUUCAUCACAUGUUCUCUCCUUUCUUCGCCUCUGUCACAAAAUCUAAUCCUUUCUCUUUUUCGCAUUCCUAGGCCCUUUUCGUAAUUCAUCUUCCAUAAGAAACCCUUUAAAGUUGUAUUCAUACAUAUCCAUCUACAUAACUUUAGCAUGGACAAGAAGAAGAUUAUUGCUGCUUCAUCUUCUUCCUCAUCUUCUUCUUCGUCGUUUGAUCAUAUAUUUGGUCCCAGAGUCUCUUCUCCGCCUUCUUCAUCAACCACUGGAUUGUUCAAUUCCAUCUUCCCACGACCCUCUGAGAAGGGGACGUUGGGGAGGCAAAUGGACUUUGCAAGUCAAGGUGGACAUGUGAAGUAUCAAUCUCCAAAUGAACGAGGAGAAAGAAGCAACAAUAAAGAGAAAAAGAGUUACCGUAAUGAGGAAACAGAACCACCAUGCAACUUGAGCUCAUCCAUUUACUAUGGAGGCCAAGAGAACUAUUCAUCUACAACGACUACCACCAAAGAGACUUACAAGAAAGAUGGAGAUGAAGGCGAUUCCAAAAGCGCAUCAAGAGGAAACUGGUGGGAAGGGUCGCUUUAUUACUAACAUGCACUGCAUGUCAUGCAAUCCUAAUUUCGAGCAACCGCUAAGUCUUUGUUACAUUUUGUAGGGAAGUAAGAGACAUCAUGGUCUAAUCUUAAUAUAAAAUUUGAACUAUGUUAUAAAAAAGUAAUGAGUAUAUAAAAGUUAUAUAAAGGUUGUCACAAAAUUAAGGAAUGUGGUAUUAUCGCAUAACAGAAGAGUGACUUGUUCUUGACGUGUUUAUUUGUUUUGGUUUACGAGGACCGCAACACUAAAACAAGCCUAUUCCUGAUGAUAUUUAUAUAUAAAUGUUUGAUCUAAUA
Messenger RNA from Raphanus sativus (radish), 941 nucleotides. RefSeq lists its product as uncharacterized. The transcript has 6 exons. NCBI's taxonomy places the organism in Eukaryota, Viridiplantae, Streptophyta, Magnoliopsida, Brassicales, Brassicaceae. The record is from RefSeq and is a predicted model, not a curated record. Bases 208 to 642 code for a protein of 144 amino acids.